Molecule: messenger RNA, 1011 nt
Organism: Naegleria fowleri
Lineage: Eukaryota; Heterolobosea; Eutetramitea; Acrasida; Naegleriidae
Exons: 1
Coding region: 1-1011 (336 amino acids)
Source: RefSeq, a predicted model, not a curated record
AUGCAACAUGUGUUCUCAAAAAUUAAACAAACAAACACGGAGAAAAAGCGAGAGAAAUUAUUGAGAAGCGCUGAGUAUCACAAGCCGAAAAAGAACGAGCCUGAAUUCGAAAAUUCAACAGUUCCAGAAAAAAACAAUAAUGACUUCUCGUCAUUCGUUCAGCCACACCAAAUUGAACGAGCGCCUCUAUUUGACGCUUUACAGGCAUUGAAGGAAAAGAAAAAGGGAGAUGCAAACUCUGAACAAUCAUCACCAAGCUCAACCAACACCUCUGACACUCCUCUCAUAAAAAAGCCUGCCAAAUAUGUGUUUAAAAAACAUUUCAGACAAACGAGACAUCCUGCUGUAGAGCGAAACGAUAUGGAUGAAAGAUGGACUAAAUAUGUGACCGAAUUCGACAAGUGUUCUCCAGAAAUAAUUCGAAAAAAUACUUCUCCAAUAGAAGUUGAAAUUUCCAAGCUGAGUGAGGAAGAGGAAGUUUUUGUAUUCUCGAAAGGAUACUCAAGUUGGAUAAAUCCAGAUCACAAACAAAAAAACAUGGUAAAUCCAGUUGGAGAUAUUUCUCGGUUUAAGACCAUUAAGCGACCUUUUGAGCCAUCUUCUUCUCCUACCAUUGAAGAAAAACUUGGACUAGUUGACAAUACAAAAUCUAUUGUUGGAGAGAAUCCUCUAAAUACUCUUCAGAGAAUUACGGAUACAGAUGGUAGUGAUGGAUUUGACAUGAUUACCUUCAGUGGUCAGCCAAUCAAAGAUGCAGAUAUCUAUAAAAGCUAUCUCCAACAAGACAUUCAAGACUUGGAGCUAGAUAUUGAUGAAAUUGAAAAACUUGCCGCACUGGAAGAAGAUGCAAAGGACAAGGCAACGGAAAGAGCUCUUCUUGGAGGCUCUAAAGAAGGUGAUAAUGAUGACGAUGGUGUGGUCCUCUCUUCCGAUGAUAACCAAACUGACGAUCCAUUCUCAGAGGUGGAAACCUUGAAGAAACUGUCUCACCCUAAAAAUCGAAUAUUUUAA